GCCGGGGCUGUUAGGGAGGCUUUCGUCUGACCGCUCGAGGGUCGUCAUCCUCUGUCGACAUCGAACCUCGUAUCAGAGUGGACGAGUGGUAGAUCGAGCGAGUCAGAAAAUUUAGACCAGGAUUCUUUGUAGACCCAGUACCGUGUCACAGCACGAGCUUGAGUCAGUAGAAUGAAUAUUGUUCAUAUCGAGCAGUUUUAGAAUCAUUAAGCCGUAGAAGUUUGGGAGGAGUGAGGGAUCAGAUUGUUUUUCUCCUUGAAUUUUUAGUUUAGAAAUCUUAGCCGCCGUCAUGAAGCGAGCUGGAGGGCCGACGAUGUUUACACGGAUUUGUCUCUUCACUCUCGUGGCUCUGCAGUGCUACACCGGACCUGCUGCUGCUUUUGGACCUGCGAGAAGAUUGCUUCAGCAGUCGUUGGCUGACUGUCUCCGACCAGCUGGAGCCAGGAUCGUUCUGCCGAGCAGCUCUGAUUACCAGACUGCACGAGGCCAUGUUUUCAACCACAGAUUUCUGUGGUCGCCUGCAGCAUUCGUCUUCGCCACCACCACAGCCCAUGUAUCGAACGCUAUACAAUGUGCUGUGAGACUGAAUGUCGGAAUCGCUCCCCGCAGUGGAGGCCAUUCUUAUGAAGACUAUUCUCUCGGUGGAAGGGAUGGUGUGAUAGUCGUGGACCUGGAAGGCAUGAACAAGGUCACGCUGAACAAGACCUCGAAACUCGCGACAGUUGGAGGAGGUGCACGACUAGGACCCAUCAAGCUGGCUCUCUGGAAUCAAGGAAAGGUGUCCACUCCAUCUGGAACCUGCCCCAGCGUAGGAGUUGGAGGCCACUCUCUCGGUGGUGGAUGGGGCUUCAUCUCAAGGAAGUGGGGGAUCAUGGCUGACAACAUUGUCGAAGUCGAGAUUGUCAUUGCCAACGGAACCGUCAUCACUGCCAAUUCCCAGAAGAACUCAGACCUCUUGUUCGCUCUCAAGGGCGCCGGUGCCAACUCUUUCGGUAUUGUUACCAAAUUCACCUUCAAGACAUUCGAUGUCUCGAAGAAGGUGACGUACUUCAGCUACAACUUUCAGAAGAGUCAGCAGGCUGCGACCACCAAGGCAUUCGGUCUCUGGGGACUUACUGUCACCAAUGAUGUCUCUGCCUCUCUGUACCACGAUCCAUCGGGUGGGAACACUUUCUGGGGAGUUUAUCUCGGCCCCAAGACCAACUUGAAGAGUGUCCUGCAGAAGUUCUUCAGUAACGCCCCUGCAGCUUCCAGUACCACCGAGCUGGAAACGGAUUACAUCAGGACUGUUGUCAUCAAUGCAGGAUUCAAGGAAACCGAUCCCAUUUCGAUCCUGGAUUUGAAGAACUACACCUACGAAACUAGAACUUUCAAGUCCAAGUCUAUUUUCGUCAAAGGAUCGGGAUUCUCGGAUGCAGGAAUUCAAGCUUACGUGAACAAACUGCAGCAAGGCCCUGCCCAGAGUUACAUGAUCUUCGAUCUGUUCGGUGGUACCGGUUCCGCCAUCAACGCUAUCUCACCUAGUGCAAGCGCUUGGGUUCAUCGGGAUUCUCUUUACAGCAUUCAGAUGUUCACUUACUGGAAUGACAGGCCCCAGGAUGCUCAGAACGCCAUCAACUGGAUCGAAAACAUCUGGAGCACUGUCCGUCCAUUCGCAUCAGGCGAGGCGUACCAGAACUACAUCGACAGCAAGAUGCCACUCUCAGCUUACUAUGGCUCCAACCUUGACAAGCUGAAAUCCAUCAAGAGGAAGUUUGACUCCCGCAACAUCUUCAACUAUGCCCAAAGCAUUCCACUGAGUUAGUUACCAUCCAGCCUCCUCUGAUUUUUGUGCAGUCUGACCUCCUGUUUUCACUCUUCCUCAUCAUCAAUCCCUCCCCAUUCCCAGCUCCCCAAUUCCCCCACGGCGCAUCAACAUCGACAACGAUUUCCCCACGUUGUGAUACCUGUACACUUGAUGAUCGCCAUCCCGAUUGACGCCCCAUGAUACUCAGAUUUCAUGCUCUUAACAAGCAAGCUUGCACAUGUCCACACAAAUGACAGGUCGACGCGUCAGACGUGGAAGUAUUAAAAGCGAGAAGUAUCAAUCCUUCCUGGCGGCCAGCCGUUCCCGUCAUUCGUUCCGGUCCUCAGUGCACUAGGCCUUGACUGGAGUAAGUCAGUCUGGUCCGGGUAUCAUCCGAAUGGGGUCUCAAGCCUAGCAAUUAGAAGACAGAAAGACAGCAAGUAGUCCAAUUAGAGAUACGUCAAACUAGUCCGAUUUUCCCGUUAGGACCCUCACGUUUAAGCUGAACCUUGAACCAGAGCACUGAAAAGCUCGAUCAACAGAACCCAUAACCUAACUCUAUGAAUUGGAACAUUAAAUGUCCAAUUUUCCCAGUAGGACUUCCACAACCGUUUUUGAAUUCCACCCGUCUAGAUAAGUCCUAAGACGGCUGCCAAGUUUACAUUCUAUUAUUAUAUUCACGUGUUUGAAAUAUUCUGAACUUUUAGCACGUAGAGUUCCGAAAACCAGCUGUUGAAGUCGAUUGCCCUCAACUGAAGAGGACUGAGAGCUGUCUGACGAAUCUGCACUUGUCUUGAAGUGCUAGUUUUAAGGAUACAGUGGGAUCUUGGGCAUCUCCAGCUUGCCUCAGAGUCCUGUAGACAGGGAUGACAUGUGCUGGUCAAUAUAAGACUGGAGCUUUGCUGCAAAACUCGCAGCACCUCGAUCUGGGAUCAGUGACCCGUACUGAUACGGACCGAAAUGUUUUAGAUAAAGCCUAAUCUAAU
Molecule: messenger RNA, 2772 nt
Organism: Marchantia polymorpha subsp. ruderalis
Lineage: Eukaryota; Viridiplantae; Streptophyta; Marchantiopsida; Marchantiales; Marchantiaceae
Source: the annotation of a GenBank genome assembly